Messenger RNA from Neolamprologus brichardi, 1414 nucleotides. The record is from RefSeq and is a predicted model, not a curated record. Lineage: Eukaryota; Metazoa; Chordata; Actinopteri; Cichliformes; Cichlidae.
CUCAGCGGUGGUGGAACAGUCCUCUUACGUCCUGCACACAAGGAAGAUGAAUAAUAAUACGCAGGAUACUGCAGUGCUUCAGCACAUUGAGAGGGAGGUACGCAUGCGUGAAGGAGCUUGCAAGCUACUGGCAGCAUGUUCCCAAAGAGAGCAGGCCCUGGAGGCCUCCAAGAGCCUCCUAACCUGCAAUACCCGCAUCCUGGCCUUGCUCAGCCAACUACAGAGGAUGAGGAAAGUACAAAUCCUACAAAGUGUGGGAUGCAGGCCAUCUGACGAUCUGGUGCCAUGUACAGGAAAAGUAGCACUUUCAGACCUGCGAAUCCCCCUCAUGUGGAAAGACUCAGAGUACUUCAAAAACAAAGGAGAACUACAUCGCUGUGCCGUGUUCUGCCUGAUCCAGUGUGGCACAGAGAUCCACGACACUGACCUGGUGAUGGUAGACAGGACAUUAACUGACAUCUGUUUUGAAGACACUAUAAUAUUCAACGAGGUAAGUCCAGGGUUUCAGCUUCGUGUUGAGCUGUACAGCAGUUGCGUGGUCGAUGAAUUCUCCCCUGGGGCCAUAGGAUCCUGGAGAGUGAGCCGUCUGGGGGGCUCUUUGGGAUGCUCCUCUGGGAAAAAGAUCCGUACUGCAUUCGAGUCUGCAGCUGUUUGCGGAUCCAUUUCCAGUGGAGAUGUAAGAUCCGGAAGCGUGCCACCAACAUUAUCACCUGACCUGUUGACACUGGGACCUAAGUACAACCUUUUGGCUCACACAACCCUGAGAAUUGAGCAUGUCCGGGAAGGUUUCAAAACGCACGAUUUAUCACUUUCAGCGACAGAGGAUAAUCCAUUCUGGUUGCCUUUGUACGGAAGUAUGUGUUGUUGCUUAGCUGCUCAGCCUCUGUGCAUGAUUCAGCCAGUGAUAAGUGGCCAAAUCAAAAUCAAGCUCAGCUCAGAAGAGGACUGUAAUUAUUCUGAAACUGUCUAUGGUGUCCUCAAGAGGCAAGCCCUUCUCUGUUAUCAAAGUCAAGAAGACCUGGAGUCUGAGGACAAUCCCUUGCUUGAGAUUCCAAUCACAAAGGAUACCGUUGUCUGUAUGUCUGACAGAGAUCCUGCCAAUUGCCAGAAAAUAUACAUCAAUACACAACGUCAAGGGGAGGACAUAACUUACGUGCUUACCACAUACACACUUGAAGACACACAGCACUGGAGGAAGGCCCUCUGUCAGCACAUCCAUAGCAUGAGCCAUUGGAAACAGUGUUGUGACAACCUCAUGAAGAUACAAAUGCCGAGCUCCAGGAAAUCAGUAAUGACGAAGCAGGGAUCUCUAUACCAUGAAAUAGGUAGAGUAACAUGCGCAAUGACUGAGUGAUGCCAGCUUAUGCCGAAGCCCCAGAGAUGCUGUUUGGUGGUGUUUGAAAUAGUUUUCUGA